This is a messenger RNA of Arachis stenosperma, 2004 nucleotides long. Its product is annotated as L-type lectin-domain containing receptor kinase IX.1-like. Gene Ontology annotation, biological process: protein phosphorylation. Gene Ontology annotation, cellular component: plasma membrane. Gene Ontology annotation, molecular function: protein kinase activity; ATP binding; carbohydrate binding. NCBI's taxonomy places the organism in Eukaryota, Viridiplantae, Streptophyta, Magnoliopsida, Fabales, Fabaceae. The transcript is spliced from 2 exons. The record is from RefSeq and is a predicted model, not a curated record. Bases 1 to 1959 code for a protein of 652 amino acids.
AUGCUCACUUCCAGCGAAGAGGGCCUGACGGUGAAAGAAAGGAGUCUGACCAACGGAAUUCGAGAAGUUCACUCACUACACUUUAAUAUAAAUAGCUUCAAUGAAAAGGACAAUAUGGUAUCAUAUGAAGGUGAUGCCAUACCUUUUGAAGGGUCCAUAGAGCUGAACAAAAAUGACAUCAAUCGAGUUGGACACGCAGUCUAUAACGAACCUUUGCACCUUUGGGACUCAUCAACCAAGGCUCUCACCGACUUCUCAACCGCUUUCUCAUUCACCAUUUCUCAGCCAACUAACAAAACCGCCGACGGCUUUGCCUUCUACAUGGCACCUCUUGGCUACCAAAUUCCACCCAACUCAUAUGGUGGCGCUCUUGGACUCUUCAACUCAACAACACAAUAUGGUGUAGUACAAAAUCACGUUUUUAUGGUGGAAUUUGACACAUUUAGAAAUCCUGAGUAUGAUCCCAAUGAUUGGAAUGAUCAUGUUGGGAUUAACAGCAACUCUCUCAAAUCCUUAACCUAUGCUUGGUAUGAUUUUGAUAACAACAUUGGCAAAAAAACUCAUGCUUUGAUUACUUAUAAUUCUUCCACCAACAUCCUUAAUGUGUCUUGGUUUUUCAAUGCUACUAGCACCAACACAUUGUCCUAUGAGAUUGACCUUAGGGGAAUCUUACCAGAGUAUGUGACGGUUGGAUUUUCAGCUGCAACUGGCCCUUUAAAGUUUGAGCGAAAUGUUAUUCAUUCUUGGAAUUUCAUGUCAACUUUGGAGUCCAUGGAUUCUGAGGUAAACAAAAACAAGAAGAAGAAGAAGAAGCAAAAAAUGGUUAUAGUUGCAGUAGCUUCUUCAAUUCUUUUAGUGCUGGUGAUAGGUAGUGUCUAUUGGUUGACCAUAAUCAUCAAGAAGAGAAGAACCAAGCAUGUUCGAGAUGAUGAUCUCGGAGGCACAUUGGUGACUUCAGAUCUUGGCAAAGCAUCUAUACCUAGAAGAUUUGAUUACAGAGAAUUAGCUGCAGCCACUGAUGGUUUCUCAAAAGAUAAAAGGCUUGGAAGAGGAGGCUCUGGUGAAGUUUACAAAGGAUUCCUAAAAGAUUUAGGACGUUUUGUUGCUGUGAAAAAGAUUUUUGCGGACUUUCAAAACUCUGAGAAAAUAUUCAUCAAUGAGGUGAAGAUUAUAAGUCGCCUUAUACAUAGAAAUCUGGUACAAUUCAUAGGGUGGUGUCAUGAGCAACAAGAGUUCUUAUUAGUUUUCGAGUACAUGCCUAAUGGAAGCCUCGAUACGCACCUCUUUGGCAGUAGAAGAACUUUGGCUUGGGAUGUAAGGUACAAGAUGGCACUAGGCAUUGCCACAGCACUUCAUUACCUUCAUGAGGAUGCAGAACAAUGUGUACUGCAUAGAGAUAUUAAGUCAGCUAAUGUUUUGUUGGACACAGAUUUCAGCACUAAGCUUGGUGACUUUGGGAUGGCGAAGUUAGUAGACCCGACAUUGAAGACUCAAAGGACUGGAGUUGUAGGGACAUAUGGGUACUUGGCACCAGAAUAUCUCAAUGGAGGAAGGGCUAGCAAAGAAUCAGAUAUAUAUAGUUUUGCAAUUGUAGCUUUGGAAAUUGCAUGUGGAAGGAAGACUUACCAAGAUGGAGAAUAUCAUAUUCCUCUAGUGAAGUGGGUAUGGCAACUCCAUGUGGAAGGGAAUAUUCUGAAUGUUGCUGAUGAAGGAUUGAACAAGAAUUUUGAUGAACUUCAAAUGACAUGCUUGCUUAUAGUGGGACUAUGGUGUACCAACCCAAAUGACAAGGAAAGGCCAAAAGCAGCACAAGUGAUCAAGGUUCUUCAGCUUGAAUCACCACUACCUGCACUUCCACAUGAUAUUCAUGAUCAUCACCUUCGACCAACCAUGGAGAAUUUUAGAAAUUCUUCUCAAUCAUCACCCUUCACAAAUAGCCUUGUCAAUGAUGGACGUUAGUUUCAUGUAAAAGAAAUUGAAUUAAUCAAUUUGGUGCAGCAAGUU